UUACACGUGGCUCCAAAAGCUUGCCGAUGCGGCUUGUGAAAAGCGGGUCCCACACUCCAAAUUUCGUUUCUGUUCGUUCAUUAGCGCCCUUAAUUGAUCGUCAUCACAUCAUCCCCACCCAAACUGUGGCACUACACUACACUCUACAGCCAAUCGCAAUUCUCCUUCCACUCCCCCCCUCGUCGUCUCGAUUCCGCCGCAAAAGAUGCCGGCGACUCUGCAAUUCGCCGGUUGCAGCUCCAUCUCCGGCGCUAUUGCCGAUGCCCGACGCAAUCUCCCCUCCUCUUCGUUUAUCGGCGGAGAUCUGUGCUCCUCCCCCUUCCGCGGAGUUCGCUUGAGUGAUGAGAUGAACUGCAGUGAUGCCCGGUUAGCUGCCGGGAGAGUGAGAAUGAGAAGAGCCUCGAUUCGCGUAAUGUCGGCUGGAAAUGGCGCUUCGUCUUCGCCGACGAGGCAUCUGAAUGAGUACAUGGUGACGCUCGAUCGGCCUCUCGGUGUUCGCUUCGCCUUGUCUCUCGAUGGCAAAAUUAUCGUCCAUUCUCUCAAGAGAGGCGGGAAUGCGGAGAAGACGAGAAUCGUAAUGGUUGGCGAUACUUUGAAGAAGGCCGGCGGUUCCGCCAGCUCGCUCACGGUGAUUGGUGAUAUCGGUGCAGCACAGAAGGUGUUAAUGGAGGAUGUUGAUCCCAAUACACCGAUGACUUUAGUCCUGGAGAGACCAUUCUUUCCUUUCCCAAUUCAUCUACUCGACUUUUCGAGUGAUAUUGGAAGCUUCAAUAGAGGAAGAGUGGCUGUGGUGACUUGGAACAAAUCUCUGCUAGCAUCAGGUCUUCAAAGUAAUGAGGAAAAUGGGAAUUCCGGAUUUGCGUCAUUUUCUUGGAACUUCCUAUCACAUCAUGGGUGGAAGCUUUUGAAUGAUCGAACUGGGAGGAUGGAGUCUCCAGAGUUGAGGUAUAAGACUCAAGUUGUGAGCAUUUUGUCUGAAGAACAGUUUGGAGAUGGAGAAUGGGCUCAUGGGAACUUCCCUCUGGAAGAGUAUGUUGCUGCAUUAGAACGUUCCAAAGAUGAGUUGUACUAUGAUCAUUCUCUUGGUAUGCACUACACUAAGGUUACAGAGCAAAUAUAUGUUGGAUCAUGUCUACAGAAUGAGGAGGAUGUAAAAAGAUUGUCCAGGGCGGGUAUCACUGCAGUAAUAAAUUUCCAGGGUCCUACUGAAGCAGAGAACUGGGGAGUUAACUUGAAUGCAGUAAAUGAGGCGUGCCAAAGGUCUAAUAUCCUAAUGAUCAACUACCCAAUAAGGGAUUUGGAUUCAUUUGAAUUGAGGAAGAAAUUACCUUUUGCUGUUGGCCUCCUGUUCCGCUUAUUGAGAAAAAACCAUCAUGUUUUGAUAACUUGCACUACUGGUUUUGACCGAUCUCCUGCUUGUGUGGUUGCAUAUCUGCACUGGAUUACCGACACUUCCCUUCAUGCAGCGUACAACUAUGUCACUGGUUUCCACGUAUCCAAGCCUGACAGAGCUGCAAUUGCUUGGGCAACAUGGGAUCUGGUUGCUAUGGUGGAAAAUGGGGUGCACGAUGGACCGCCAACACAUGCUGUAACGUUUGUGUGGACUGGGCAAGAGGGGGAGGAUGUGUCCUUGGUUGGAAGCUUUACUGGAAACUGGAAAGAACCUGUCAGGGCAACUCACAAGGGCGGGCCAAGAUUUGAAGUUGAAUUGAGGCUGCCACAAGGAAAGUACUACUACAAGUACAUUAUUAACGGGGACUGGCGGCAUUCAAAUUACUCACCUACAGAAAGAGAUGAAAGUGGUAAUCUAAACAAUAUACUUGUGCUCAGUGAGCCUGCCAGCAUAAAGCACACUGUUCAUCAAAAUCAGAAGGAUAUCAACAUUGUGAGAGUUAUCGAGAGGGGGCUUACGGAGAGUGAGAGAUUCACUCUUGCUAAAGCCGGUCGCUGCAUAGCUUUCUCUGUCUGCCCGCAGAGACUGGCUCCCAAGUAAAACUACAUAUCCUGCUAAACAAGGUUAAAAUACGACAUGGCAUGCUGUUCUCUUCCCUACCAGAGAUGUCCCUAUGCUACAACUUGGGGAUGCUUCCUUGGCAUCAUAUUCUGUCCUGGUAACCGUUAAGUCUUACCUCCCAAGACCUCAUAUAAUACGCCGCUGUGGGUUACAAUCACAACUCACUGCCGGUAACAUUGAGUAUGGAGAUGGCAAAAUACGUUGGGCCACAAAUAAGCAUGAUGAACAGGUGAAUCCUACAUGCUGCUGCUGCUGUUGGUGUCAUUGGGCCAUACAUAAAAGUGAUCAGACGAAGCAAGUUAGAAACUGCAAAGGAUAUGCAGCACGCAGGCGUUGCUGGUGUAGAUAAGCUACUGUUACUGCUAUCGCAAUACUUGGGCUGAAUCAAUUAAUAAACUUGCUAUGAUUCUUCUAAAAUGGGGGAAAAGACAUUUUUAUUGUAUCUUUGUGUUGAGUGAAGAUCAUAAUGAGGAAGUUUUGCAUUAGGAAAUAUAGGUGUUUACUUUGCUCUAAUCAAGCUUAGGCCAAGUGUAUGCUUAAUUACCGACUACACGGGCUCUCCUGUUAUGCAGUUGAUGACAACAGAGUAGGUAAUUGAUAGGGUAUGAAGGUAAAGUAUAAUACUUGGAGAAGGUCUACAAGAAGAGUCAAAGAGAAGCCAAGACAUAGGGGCAAAACCCUAGAGACUUACAUCAUCAGAAGAAGAAGACAAGGUCAAGAGACAAGAUGACACACUUGACAUCAGCAAGGAAGAGGUCAGGGGGACACCCUCUGCCCUACCAGACACCUUCUCACCAGAAGUACAAUAUACAGUGACAGAGAGUCUGAGGUGCAUGGACCACACACAUAACAUCCAAACUUGUAUAAAUAGGAGUGUUCUCCUCAUGAAUGAGAAUCUAUCUACUCUGACUCUAACUUCUCUCUACUUUCUCUCUCUAUAUAAUUCUUCUCUUUUCUCACUUCGGCUGAGGUGGGGCGCCUACCCCUCAAAGUCAUGUCUGACGCCCCAAACCCCUUGGACCCGAGUGACGCCCAAUCGCCUGGGCUCAAACAGUAAUAUAAUAGUAGGUAGGGUAGGUGUUUCAUUUCGUAAGCGCAAUUACAAAAAAGAAAAGAAAACAAACAAGACGAACCGAGAAGAUGACACUAGCUUAUGUCGACACUCUGUGGGCGAAGUAGUGUUAUACUUGCAGCGUAGAUGGCACAAGAAUGUUGACACUAUGUCAUUGGCUUUGAAAUUAUCAUGAAGUAUAUAGAUAGAUGCAUUCAGACUGCAACCAACCAGUGCAGCUGCCUAAAGACCUUUUUUUUCCAGAGUAGAGAUGCUGAUUCAUUUAUCCACAGAAACACGGAAAAUGGUUGUCAGCUCAGCAAGUUUUUCUCUGUGCUGCCGUUACCCCGAACAGUGUCAAGAGCACUGACCAUUACGCAUUAUGUAACACAGUUGUUUCUUUUUAGCAUGGUUACUAACGCUAGUGUUUAGUUUCUUUUGGGCAGAUUUUCAAGAGCGACUGGAUUAAACUCUUGACGAUCUUCAUUAGCACGGCGAGUAACCUCAAUCGCAUUCCUCGCUCUCGCUCUCGUUCUCAUUCCCCACCUACAGUAACACAAAAAGAAUCCCAUCAUCCAGUACUAUUUGUUAAUGGAGGAGAUUUUGUGGGGAGUAGAAAAGUCCAAAUAAGAGAAGAAAGGAGGAAAGAGAUAAGGGCAGUGAGGUAUAUGGAACGCUGAUUCCUGUGGAGUUGAAGCAGAGCCAUGUUUUGGAGAUCAGCCCAGAUAUGGCCUUAUCCCCUCCCUCUCCCAUCAUCAAGGUGCUUCUUUCCCCGUGCAGUGCAGGCCCACUAGUGUAAUUCUUCUCUACCUUGCAUUCUAGUUUCUACUAUGUCUGGCCACAAUGGAGUGCACUGCUGCCUGUUGUGGCUGCAAUUGACCCCCUUACAAUCAACAUUCAUGUACCAGAUAAAGAACAUUUAGUUUA
Linum trigynum is the source of this 3992-nucleotide messenger RNA. Lineage: Eukaryota; Viridiplantae; Streptophyta; Magnoliopsida; Malpighiales; Linaceae. The record is from the annotation of a GenBank genome assembly.